AUGACGCUCGGCCAAGCCUCUGAGCUCCGACUUCUCCCAGCGGCUGCAUCAUCGCGUCUGGCAUCCCGCACCUCCGGCAGCAGCAACAUGGGCGCAGAGAACUCGAAACCCUCCUCGGAGGUCAAGCAGCAUGUCUUCUCCACAGAUCAUCCUGUACGCUUCUCAAACGAACUGGUAGACUCGCUACAGAAAAACACAUUUACGGAUGCCACGCGCUCAAAAGCCCAGGAGCUGCAGUACCAGGAGCGCCUGACCGCCGAGCUUGAGAAGCUGCGCGAACAGGGAUCGCAAGACUUCUCCAAGUUCAGCGAGACCCUGUCCGGCGAGGAGCAGCCCCAGGACUCGGAACCCUCCUUCACAGAGAAGCUUGCCGAUGCAACUUCGUCCUCCUCCACCCUCGCCGAGAAGCAGAAGCAGAAGGACAUGAGCAGGACAAGCGUCACCAAGGAGAUUGAGCAGCUGCGCGCCAAGCUCGAGCAGAGGAAGAAGUUGGAGCAGGUCGACGCAGACCUGAACAAGGCAAAGGACGAUGUCGUCACAUGCUUAAGGAUGCACGACCGCCGACCGCUGGACUGCUGGAAGGAGGUCGAGACAUUCAAGAGGGAGGUCGGCAGGCUGGAGAAGGAGUUUGUCGAGAGGACAAUUCGAUGA
This is a messenger RNA of Ascochyta rabiei, 651 nucleotides long. RefSeq lists its product as uncharacterized. Bases 1 to 651 code for a protein of 216 amino acids. The transcript is spliced from 3 exons. Lineage: Eukaryota; Fungi; Ascomycota; Dothideomycetes; Pleosporales; Didymellaceae. The record is from RefSeq and is a predicted model, not a curated record.